UGCUACAGCUGCCAGGCGUGCGUGCCCGACCGAGGAGCGAGACUUCCGGAUCUCGCUCGCUGCGGUUCACAAAGCUCUGCUCGAGCUUUUUUUCUCCCUCUUUCACUCGCUUCUUGGCACCUCUAUGUAUGCGUCUCUGAUAUCUGCUAUUGUUGUUGCUCUGCGCUUCGACUACUGCUAGAUCUGUCCCGUCGUCUGUCCUUCUCUCAGUGCUAAACUCAGUGAUCUUUUGCAAGAGAAAUAACAAAAUAAAAAACUGUGUUUUUGUACGUAUAGAUAACAGUGCGUCGAUCGAUAUAUGCAACCGCUGCUCUGCUCUCGCAACCUUGUGAACCUUAGUGGAUCGUGGCUGAUCGUGCUCGACUACAAUAAUUAGCUUACAACAAAGCCGAGGAACACGUAGUGCAAAUCGUUUUUUUUUUGUGUUUUAACUGUGAAAAAAAAGUUUUAACGUGGUGGUGUGCUUUGCCGCGCCCAGUGCCUUUUCAUUUUUCUACGUUGCGAUAACUUCAUCGUCGCAAAAAAAUAUUAAAUGUGUGCGAGACAAAAUCAAAAUCUGCCUCCAAUGUCUUGGGGUGUUUUAAGAUUACCCAUGAGUGGUGUCAGCAGGUGUGUAAAUUUGUGUUAAAACGACAAGCAAUUUUCUAAUUACAAAAUAAAACCGAUUAAUUAAUAAAUUGUAAUCAGCGGCGUCGCGCGAGUGAAUCAAAUGAAUAAUAAAGAGUGACAAAAGUUCUUUUCUGACGUAUACGACGUAAACGUCAGGCUCUUGCCUCGUCAGCUCUCCGAUCCCUGCGCUCGCUCAAAGUUUAUCGUUAAAAAUACAUAAUAAUAAUAAUAAUAAUAAUAACCAUAAAACGUAUAAUAAAGCGACUGUGUAUUAAAGUUUCAUCAGCUGCAGAAGUGGUUUUAAUAUCAAGUGCAGCACCGCGUUGUUGAAACAAUAAAACAAAAAGCAAGCAAAACAAAAAAAAAACAAAACAAAAAAAACGCCAAGAUCACCGACUCCGAAUCGGUGCUCAUCAUUGUUUCAUCAUUGGGUCUGUCGUUGUCGCCAGCGGCUGCAGAUCUGCACGCUGCGGCAGUAUCCAUCGCAAAUCUGGAUACUCUAGCUUCAGCUCAACCUCCUGCGCCGCUUGCUUUGUCCCAUGACAGAAUGGCGUUAGCUCGGCUUCCGGUGAGCGACUGUGCGCCACAAACGUCGCGGGUCAGCUCGAAUUUACAUUCGAAUAGUAGUAGUAUGGCGGUGAGUCGUGUACCAAGCCCACCACCGCCCGAAGUCAAUACUCCAGUUGCAGAGAACUGGUGUUACACACAGGUGAAAGUGGUCAAAUUCAGCUAUAUGUGGACGAUAAACAAUUUCAGUUUUUGUCGAGAAGAGAUGGGCGAGGUUUUAAAAUCUUCAACAUUCUCGGCAGGAGCCAACGACAAACUCAAAUGGUGUUUACGCGUUAAUCCAAAGGGUUUAGACGAAGAGAGCAAAGAUUAUCUGUCGCUGUACCUACUGUUAGUGUCGUGUAACAAAUCAGAGGUCAGAGCGAAAUUCAAAUUUUCUAUUCUUAAUGCCAAAAGGGAAGAGACCAAAGCUAUGGAAAGUCAACGUGCUUACAGGUUCGUUCAAGGCAAAGAUUGGGGGUUCAAAAAAUUCAUCCGGCGAGAUUUCCUACUCGACGAAGCAAAUGGUUUGCUACCCGAUGAUAAACUCACGAUAUUCUGCGAGGUGAGCGUAGUAGCCGAUAGCGUCAAUAUUUCCGGUCAAAGCAACACGACGCAAUUCAAAGUGCCAGAAUGUAAAUUACCUGACGAUCUUGGCCAAUUGUUCGAAAGUCAAAAGUUUAGCGACGUCACGCUCACGGUCUGCGGCAAGGAAUUUCAAGCACACAAAGCCAUAUUGGCCGCGCGGAGUCCUGUGUUCUCCGCUAUGUUCGAGCACGAAAUGGAGGAAAGAAAACAGAAUCGCGCGGACAUCUCGGACGUGGAGCAGGACGUCUUUCGGGAGAUGCUGCGCUUCAUCUAUACGGGCAAAGCGACGAACCUAGAAAAAAUGGCGGACGAUCUGCUCGCGGCAGCUGACAAAUACGCGCUGGAUAGGCUCAAAGUCAUGUGCGAGGAGGCAUUGUGCUCGAGUCUAGCAAUCGACAACGCUGCCGAGAUCCUCAUCUUGGCCGACCUACACAGCGCCGAUCAGCUAAAAGCGCAAGCGAUCGACUUCAUUAAUACGCACGCGACGGAUGUGAUGGAGACGGCAGGAUUCAAGUCGAUGAUCGGCUCGCAUCCAAAUCUCAUAGCUGAGGCUUUUCGGGCUCUCGCGACGCAACAGAUGCCGCCACUCGGUCCACCCAGGAAGCGAGUUAAACAAAGCUGAAAGCAAUCAUCGCUGAUCCAGCAGGCAGUCGGCGGCGGCGGUCCAGCUAGCACGAACUCGACGACGAGUACGACUCACGCUAGCGCGACUGUCGCGACGAAUUCACCGCUGCCUACACAUCCGCCUUCGUCGUCUUGAGACUUUUGUGUAUAGUGAAACAAUUGACGAGCGUAGUAAUUUAUUCAUUUUUCAUUAACGAAAAAAGAAUGAACAUAGUUUCUGUGCGUGUGUCAAAUAAUCUCGAUGGUCUAAAUCGUAUUCUGUGUUAAUCGCGUGAAUCAUAUGAUAUUUAUUGUUCGCUCUCUCCCUCUCUUCUUCUCUGUCUUUACCUUUAACUCUGCAUUUCUCUGUUUGUAUGCAUCUGUGAUUGUCCAUCUGCUUUAUCGCCAGUGUGCUCUCUAUACGUUUUUUCGCGUGAAAACAAAAACAUGUACAAUUUGGACGUCGAUGAAUACUUUUCUUAGUAAUUGAUGGGAGAAAAUGUGGAUAAAGAGUUAAAGGAAAGUUGAGAGCUGAGAGUUGUUGUGUCGUGAACGAAAGGCUGAUGACUUUGAUAGUCUACCGAGUUUGACAUUCUACCGAGUAAAAACGUAUGAGAAAGGUAGUUAUGUCGAGUUCACCGAUGAUCAUCAUCUUUGGUGUAGAAUUGGUCUUCUUAUCCUCAUUUUCCUGUUGGCCUCUAUGCGACACUUCGGACGAUGCACCUACUCACACUAAGAACUCUAUUGUUAUAUUUACGUUGACAACACCAAUCGUGAAAGUGUGAACGAUGAGGAGUACGUUUUGAAAUUAUUAGAGGACCAAGAGUGAUAGAGAGUUCGCCUAAGAAAAUAAACUGUUUUACGAUAAAUGAUAAUGAUGCUGAUAUGUUAAGGCGUCAGCUAAAGACGAUUAUAAACGUUUUGUUCCUUUGUCAGUGGAUCAAAAUGCGAAAAUUCACAUUGCGAAUGAUAGAAAAUAAAGCUAAACAAGAAACUCCCGUACAAAUAAACGAUUGUGAACGACAAAAAUUAUAAGAUAAAUUGUGAAAGCAAAAUGAUUAUUUCGAUGUCGAUUUAUCAUUUUACGUAAGACCCCACGAAUCUGGGUCAUUAUUUAAUGUAAUCCUUCUCGUCUGGAAGGCUGUAGAAUUCUUCGUUUAUUAUUAUAAUUACGAUUACGAUUAUUACGAUACAUAAACCAGAUAGUAAUUUUUAAUUGUAAAUCAUCGAACUCUUCCAAUAAUGGAGUAAAUGAUUUUAGUUAGUGUUUUGUAUGAUCUCUAUCUCUCAAUAUGUAUGAUUAUUAUUACUAUUAAUGCUAUGCGCAAUCCUGGGCCCCGUAAUUUUGUAUAUUUUUUGCCUGCAGAUGAAUUGUCCUAACUCAAAAAUUAUAACUGAUUUUUAUUUUUAUUAUUCAAUUUUUUUUUCGUUCAAACCUCUAAUUAUUGAUCAACAAGACGAACAUUUUGGAAAUUAUUGUUUCUACUUUUAAAAUUAAAUUCGAAGGUUGUCCAUAAUCAAAAAUGGAGCACUAUAUGUUGAUUCGUGACAAUAUAGUCAAAUAAAAUCUUUUUUUUCCAGCUAAGUUGUUGAGAAAACAUAUUAUCUGGAACUCGAUUGAAGAUUAAAUGUAUAUAAAACCAAUUGUUUAUUAAAAAUGUCACAUACAAUUAAAA
Trichogramma pretiosum is the source of this 4022-nucleotide messenger RNA. RefSeq names its product protein roadkill (gene rdx). The coding region runs from base 1157 to 2365 and encodes 402 amino acids. Lineage: Eukaryota; Metazoa; Arthropoda; Insecta; Hymenoptera; Trichogrammatidae. The record is from RefSeq and is a predicted model, not a curated record. Gene Ontology annotation, cellular component: nucleus; cytoplasm. Gene Ontology annotation, biological process: proteasome-mediated ubiquitin-dependent protein catabolic process; regulation of proteolysis. The transcript is spliced from 8 exons. Gene Ontology annotation, molecular function: ubiquitin protein ligase binding.